UUCCCCAGAUGUUCUGUUGGGGAGAUCACGGAUGCCAUGAAGGCUGUGUUUGGGGAACAUAAAGCCAGCACCAGGAUGGUGAGCGGAGCCUACCGCAGCGAGUUCGGUGAGCAUGAGGAGAUCUCCACAGCACACAACCGGGUGGUGGAAUUUAAGAAGCAUGAGGGCAGGAACCCUCGUCUGCUGGUGGCCAAGAUGGGCCAGGACGGCCAUGACAGGGGGGCAAAGGUCAUCGCUACGGGAUUCGCUGACCUGGGAUUCGACGUUGACAUUGGACCGCUCUUCCAGACCCCCCUGGAGGUGGCCCAGCAGGCGGUAGAUGCAGACGUCCACUGUGUUGGGGUCAGCACGCUGGCCGCAGGACACAAGACCCUGGUCCCAGAGCUUAUCAAGGAGCUUCGCAACCUCAACCGCCCUGACAUCCUGGUCAUCUGUGGAGGGGUCAUCCCACCUCAGGACUAUGAGUUCCUGUACCAGAUUGGUGUGUGCUGUAUCUUCGGCCCCGGGACGAGAAUCCCUCAGGCUGCAGUAGAGGUGAUAGACAACAUUGAGAAGAGCCUGGACAAGAUCCGCCAGGCCAUGUAGACAGAUUGCUGAUGAACAAUAUAACUCAAUUGUGUGUGUGUGUGUGUGUGUGUGUGUGUGUGUGUGUGUGUGUGUGUGUGUGUGUGUGUGUGUGUGUGUGUGUGUGUGUGUGUGUGUGUGUGUGUGUGUGUGUGUGUGUGUGUGUGUGUGUGUGUGUGUGUGUGUGUGCGUACACACAGCGAUGGGAAGAAGUUGCAAACAUUGGCGUGUGAUAUCUGCACAGGAUGAUAGAAUAGCGCAAUGAGAUUGUGACAUGAAUAUAUUCAUAAUGACUGUGUGAAUUUUGCCCUAAACCACAACCAAUAAUAUACAGUUUAGUCUACAGAUCUCUUAGUCUGUCUUGGGGCGGCUGGUAUGGGGCGGCUGGUAGCCUAGUGGUUAGAGCGUUGGACUUGUAACCGAAAGGUUGCAAGAUCGAAUCCCCGAGCUGACAAGGUAAAAAUCUGUCAUUCUGCCCCUGAACAAGGCCUUCAUUGAAAAUAAGAAUUUGUUCUUAACUGACUUGCCGAGUUAAAUAAAGGUAAAGAAAUAAAAUAAAUAUACACAGAUGUUUGUGAAAACUGAAAAUAUAAUAGUGUGAAAUCUGCACAGGAUAUUAUGGUAGAACAAGGAGAUUGUGGAACUAUUCAUAAUUACUUUUAUCUAAAUUCCAUGUUAUCUAAAGUCACUGAACUUAUGUUGUCAAUAAGAAUAAUGUGAUUUGUUUGCUGUAACAGCUUAAGGUUUUCCAUGGUUCAGAUGAGAUAUUGAAUCUGAUCAAUAAGAUCAUUAACUUUAACAAAACUUAUCUUGAUUACUUAUCGAUUUGGGUUUUUACUGCUGGCUAACUUCAAAAUUACUUUGCGCGUAGUAUCGCGAAGAUACACUACCGUAUGACCUUUUUAAUUAUCCAGGUAGGUUAUAGAGAAAUUGAGAACACAUUCUCUUUAACAAUAACAACCUGGCAAUAGGAUAGUCAUUUGGCAUAUUAGGUAAUUUCUCUCACAAUCAUUUUUAUUUUCUCUCUUCCUUGUUCUGUGUGAAAAUGAGAAACAUGCCAGACCCUUUAACCCCAGAACUCGCCCUCAGACAAAUGGUAAUGACUAAAUUUAAUACAUUGCCACUGGGAACAAAUUCAGCUUUGACCCCCAUACGUAAAUCACUUAUUAUGUAACAAUGGGUUGGAGAUUUGCCUGAUUCUCACUUCUCAAGUUAGAGAUUCUAACUGAUAGAGAGAUUACCUCAAGCAGGACAGAUCAGACAUGUUCGCCAGCAACGGACCACUUUGUAUUGCCUAUGUUACUGUAUGUAUUUGGUCAGACAUCCUUUUGCCUUUAUGUUCAAGCUUUUGUAUUGUCUUUAUAUCUUAUUUUUUGAAUUGUCUGCUGGAGCUUUGAACCGUUUUUUUUGGAAUAAGAGUUGAGUGCUAUGGAGACUGAUUACAUAUCCGCUGAGUGCCAUUGACUUGCUCAUGUCUCGGCUCUCGAUAACAUAAAGCUCAACAGCUC
Molecule: messenger RNA, 2072 nt
Organism: Oncorhynchus gorbuscha (pink salmon)
Lineage: Eukaryota; Metazoa; Chordata; Actinopteri; Salmoniformes; Salmonidae
Product: methylmalonyl-CoA mutase, mitochondrial-like
Exons: 4
Coding region: 37-585 (182 amino acids)
Cellular component (GO): mitochondrion
Molecular function (GO): methylmalonyl-CoA mutase activity; metal ion binding; cobalamin binding
Source: RefSeq, a predicted model, not a curated record